AUGGUUGGAAAGAACAAAUGCUAUGUUGUCUACAGAGGAAGGAAUGCUGGGAUUUACAAAGACUGGAUUGACUGCCAGGAACAGGUUGUUCGUUUUAGUGGAUGUGCGUAUGAAGGUUUCAACAAUUUCGAGGAAGCAGAAGCUGCGUGGUUAAAGUUUUCAUCUGCUGCAAAUAGAGAAGACGACUUCGAGCCAAUGGAACCACCGCCGGUGGUAGGACUGCCAGAGGCUGAAGCGUGGAUUGCAGGUGGGGGUCCAAGUUCAAGUAACAACAUCCCUUUCGCAGCUCUUUCAUUGAAUGAUGAAAGCAUGAAUGACGAGUUUGAUGUCUGGGAUGAGGUGGAUGUCACGGGCCCAGAAGACUAUGUUGUUCAAUUUAGCCUUGAAGCUUUGCUUGUAAACGUUUGUUAG
Lotus japonicus is the source of this 411-nucleotide messenger RNA. RefSeq lists its product as uncharacterized. The record is from RefSeq and is a predicted model, not a curated record. The transcript is spliced from 2 exons. Bases 1 to 411 code for a protein of 136 amino acids. Lineage: Eukaryota; Viridiplantae; Streptophyta; Magnoliopsida; Fabales; Fabaceae.